UUAAUAUUACCGACGAUUUUUACCCUCAAGUUACCACUAUUCAAGAGAAAUUUGAUGUGAAAAUGAAUCAUCUACAGUACAAUGAUAUCACGAGCCAGGUAGGCUUACACGAGAAUCAUUUCAAUCCUCAAGCUGAGUCGUUCAGUUCUCGGUUGCACUUACAAACACACAAUAUCGUCGAUAAAUUGGGUCAUGCAUCAAUUUUACCUCAUCAAGUUAUCAACGAUACCUCGAGAUACCACUUAAAUACAACCUUACAGAAUUUCGAUUCGAUGAUGAGACAUAACAGUAUCUACAUCAACGCCAAAGCUGAAUCAUCUACAGGCGAGUCGAGCUUCAAAGAACAAGGCAGAGGUAGCCUGAGUGCUGAGAAGAAAAAUAGUCAUAUAUCGUACAAUAAUCAAUUACUCGAUACAACAACGAAACUACUGCAUAAGAAUUUAUCCAAACAAGACAACGAGUAUUUGAAAUUCUCCACUAGUAUUUAUUCGUCGAUUGCGGAUAAGUCUUCGACGACAUCCAGUAAUAUUAGUACCUGUGCCAGUUUGUAUAAAUCCAAGUUCAUGGUAGUCGAUGUUGGAACUAUGACUGAUCCUUUGACUCUUGAAGAACAAGAGAGGCUGAGCCAAUGGGAAGGUUUUGCUGCUCUGCAAUCGGGAAAUAAAGUUGCUGAGUAUUUGACCAGUUUGAGGGAGUUUCUUAAGAUCGCACCCCCCACCGAAGGUAGAAAAAGACAAGGCUUAGGAGACGUUCGAAUCGUGACAGCUCCCGAUGGCUCAAGAUUCUUUUGCUGUUCCGAAUGCCAUAUGGCCUAUCCUGAUAAAUUCGUCCUAGAACAACAUCUCGCCAAUCACAGAGUCCAGAGACGAUUUAUUUGUAUAGUUUGCGGCGCAGGAUUAAAACGUAAAGAGCAUCUGGACAGACACCAACUAAGUCACAGUGAAGAACGUCCUUACACGUGUGACACGUGUUCGAAAACUUUCAAAAGAACCGAGCAUCUUGCCAGACACUACAUCGUGCAUUCUGGCGAGAAAGGUCACGUUUGUUCGGAAUGUGGCAAAGCUUUUUAUCGUAGAGAUCAUCUGCAGAAACACACUCAGGGUCAUAUUACCAAAAGAUUACGAUUAGCUAUUCAAUCUACUACCUCGAGCUCGAAAGCUAUUUUAUAAAAGCUUCAAACGACGGCCAAUUUUUAAUUAAUUAUGUUUUUAUUUUACACAAUAUACUUAGAGUACUUUUUUUUAGUUACCCCUUUCUUUUAUAUAUUUGAAAAGUUUUUAUCUAUUUCAAUUUUUACCUUAUCGAUAGUUUAUAGAAUGAUAUUGUUAUAAUGAACUUGUUUUUCAGCUUGAAAUAAGACAGUUAUUUAAAAAUCUCGUGUGGUUAAUCAUUUCAACGCUGAUCCCUUCUA
Messenger RNA from Planococcus citri (citrus mealybug), 1411 nucleotides. Its product is annotated as zinc finger protein 138-like. NCBI's taxonomy places the organism in Eukaryota, Metazoa, Arthropoda, Insecta, Hemiptera, Pseudococcidae. The transcript is spliced from 2 exons. The record is from RefSeq and is a predicted model, not a curated record. Bases 63 to 1169 code for a protein of 368 amino acids.